UAGGACUUCCUGUGACUGCUGCCCUUCUUAGAGCCUCUGGAUUACUCCCAACUGUUUCAUUAUGUGGGUUUUCAGCAUGUCACAUCAACACAGGUUGCUUCUUGUUAGUAGAAGUUUCCAACAGCCUGCAUUAGUCUCUCAGUUCGCCUCUUACCAUGUGACAGCUGCUCGUUUGAACCCAGAGGACAGCAGCAGCAGAAUCAAACCUGUGGUGAAGAGAGGGCGCAAAGUGUCUGAUGGAUGGCAGGAUCGUGAGAGGCCUUUCCAACAAAGACAGUGGAAAAAUGAGAGCACAGUGCUGCAAAAGCCCAGUCAGAGGAUGGGAGACGACCGCAGGGUGUCAUCUGAACUCAGGAAGUUGUGUCUGGAGGAUUUCCCCUCCGAGAGGGAGAGGCCGGUGAGGCAGAAGUCAACAGUGGACUCCAAAUCAGAGGACUUUGAGGUUGUUUUUGGCAUCUCCCCCUGUCUCUUGGCUCUCACUCAGGGCAGGCGGAAAGCUCGUAAGCUGUUUGUUAAAGAUGGGGAGGCCUCUCACCGGGCCUCUGUGUUGAAGGUUUGUGAGGAGGCUCAUAAGUCAGGAGUUCAGGUGCACCGGGUCAGCAAGAGGGAUCUGGACAAGAUGUGUGAAGGGCGGGUGCAUCAGGGAGUGUGUCUGCAGGCCAGCCCUUUGAGAUUUCUCACUGAAAAAAAGACAGAUUCUGCAGCUAACAUCAAACACAACACCCCUCCUCUGUGGCUCAUCCUGGAGGGCAUUCAAGACCCGAUGAACCUGGGCGCCAUCCUGCGCUCUUCUUACUUCCUCGGGGUGGACCGAGUGGCCAGCAGCCUUCACAACAGCUGUCCUUUAUCUCCAGUGGUCAGCAAGGCCAGCUCGGGCGUCAUGGAGGCGAUGGGGGUGUAUGGAUACAAAAACCUGGAGGAGAUGCUGAAGUCGAAGGCGACGCAGGGUUGGGAGGUGGUCGGCACAGUCGGAGCUGACGCGGGGGAGUCCGAGGUCCCUGUCACAAAGUGUUCAGACUUUAAGAUGACUAAGCCCACGCUGUUGCUGAUGGGGGGCGAGGGGGAAGGACUGUCUAAGGAUCUUCUCUCACUGUGCCACACCCUCCUCACCAUCCCGCCUGGCAGGGACCUUUUCCCCGGUGUAGAGUCUCUAAACGUCUCGGUAGCUGCAGGAAUCCUGCUGCACUCUCUGAUGUUCUCCAGGAGGUCCAAACGAUGAUGACCAAACACCCAUGGGAACUGUUUUUGUGCAAGGACUCACAUGUUGAUGUUAAAAAAACAGAACAGUUCACUGCCAUCUUGCAAAGUUUCUUUAAAAGAUGAGGCCUGUGAGGUUCUUAUUUUCCUGUGAAUGUAGAACAAAAAGCAAAUAUAUGGAGUAUGGUUUGUGCAUUAAAUCUUGAUAUGUA
Labrus bergylta (ballan wrasse) is the source of this 1409-nucleotide messenger RNA. It is a transcript of the gene mrm1, whose product is annotated as mitochondrial rRNA methyltransferase 1 homolog (S. cerevisiae). Lineage: Eukaryota; Metazoa; Chordata; Actinopteri; Labriformes; Labridae. The record is from RefSeq and is a predicted model, not a curated record. Gene Ontology annotation, cellular component: mitochondrion. Gene Ontology annotation, molecular function: rRNA (guanine) methyltransferase activity; RNA binding. Gene Ontology annotation, biological process: rRNA methylation.